AUGAGAUGUCCUGAGACCGUCGGAGGAAACCUCCAAGAAAGUCCAACUCCAGAACAGGAAGCUCCUCUGAGCUCACAAGUUCAAAGCACAACCGCUGAAGGUGGAUUUCUGCAGCACCCGCUCGGCAGAUUGCCCUCGUCACGUCGACUUGUCAUCAGUCCAGAGAGAACGGCAGCACAUGGUCGUCCGUUUCUUCCUUCAUUCAGAUUCGUGAAGAGCUUUUGUGGCACCCAUCCAUACAGAGCACUCAAACCUUCACAAGCCCACGAAUCUUUUUCUGGAACAGAUCGAUCAUUCCGCUCAUGGCCAGCUCGAUUGAACCUUGGCUUGCACACUGAGAGAGUCUUGACUGAAAUUGACAUAUAUACCUCGUCUCACUACCACACCUAUUCUUCGCCCGGAAAUAUCAAUUACUCUCGGGCUUGCAAUUCUUCACUCCAGCUUCUCCUCAAAUCAGAUGUCCAAGACCGUCGUGACUUGAAUGUUCGAGUCGAAUUGACGGAGCCGUGCGUUUGCCAUGUCUGUCAAUCACAGAGCCAACUCCGUCCAGCCCUCUGUUUCCAGCCAUUCUCGGUAGUGGAGAAUGGCUGGAAUGGAAAGGAAGAAUGAUGGAAAAGGCAUCUCUACGCUCCAGCACAACGAUUGCUGUCGGACCGUAAGGGAUUGGAACCUUCAUUACGAAGAAUGAACGACUCAAUGAACCCGGCUGUCAGUGCGAGGACGGUGUUUAUUCUCUAGU
Marchantia polymorpha subsp. ruderalis is the source of this 739-nucleotide messenger RNA. NCBI's taxonomy places the organism in Eukaryota, Viridiplantae, Streptophyta, Marchantiopsida, Marchantiales, Marchantiaceae. The record is from the annotation of a GenBank genome assembly.